Messenger RNA from Rhineura floridana, 2401 nucleotides. It is a transcript of the gene HSPD1, whose product is annotated as heat shock protein family D (Hsp60) member 1. Gene Ontology annotation, cellular component: mitochondrial matrix; mitochondrial inner membrane. The transcript has 12 exons. Gene Ontology annotation, biological process: protein refolding; positive regulation of T cell activation; positive regulation of interleukin-6 production. Lineage: Eukaryota; Metazoa; Chordata; Lepidosauria; Squamata; Rhineuridae. Bases 244 to 1956 code for a protein of 570 amino acids. Gene Ontology annotation, molecular function: ATP-dependent protein folding chaperone; ATP binding; protein-folding chaperone binding. The record is from RefSeq and is a predicted model, not a curated record.
GAUUUGGCGGAGUUACAGCAUAGGGGGCGGGGCCGAAGGUUAUGCAGCUGCGCUCGUUCCAGGGCCCCCUUCCGCGCCAACCUCUCACGUGGGCUGUGGAGGAGGGGGCGGGGCAGCGCAGGAGACGUGAGAGUGCUUCGCUGCGCUGCUUCCAGGCUAUUCCGUGUGGUCAGAGAAGCCAGCUUAGUCGCCCACCGCUGACUGAGCGCACAGUUUUUCUCGUUCUUUCUCGCCCGCCACAAAAUGCUGCGUUUACCAACACUGCUGCGUCAGAUAAGGCCGGUGUCCAGAGCACUGGCCCCACACCUUACAAGAGCCUAUGCAAAAGAGGUUAAAUUUGGAGCAGAUGCUCGAGCUCUAAUGCUGCAGGGGGUGGACCUUCUAGCGGAUGCUGUAGCUGUCACCAUGGGACCAAAGGGGAGAACGGUAAUCAUUGAACAAAGCUGGGGAAGCCCUAAGGUGACAAAAGAUGGUGUGACAGUAGCCAAGGCAAUUGACUUGAAGGACAAAUACAAAAACAUUGGAGCCAAACUAGUUCAAGACGUUGCCAACAAUACCAAUGAAGAGGCGGGAGAUGGUACUACAACUGCAACAGUACUCGCACGUUCAAUUGCCAAGGAAGGAUUUGAAAAGAUCAGUAAAGGAGCAAAUCCAGUAGAGAUCAGGAGAGGGGUGAUGCUAGCUGUAGAUGCUGUAAUUAAUGAACUGAAGAAGUUGUCCAAACCAGUCACAACUCCAGAAGAAAUUGCUCAGGUUGCUACAAUAUCAGCAAAUGGCGAUAAGGAAAUUGGUAAUAUAAUCUCCGAUGCCAUGAAAAAAGUUGGACGAAAGGGUGUUAUCACAGUUAAGGAUGGAAAAACUUUGAAUGAUGAGCUAGAAAUUAUUGAAGGUAUGAAGUUUGAUAGAGGUUACAUCUCCCCCUACUUCAUAAAUACAGCCAAAGGACAGAAGUGUGAGUUCCAAGAUGCUUAUUUGUUAAUCAGUGAAAAGAAAAUUUCCAGUGUUCAGUCCAUAGUACCAGCUCUUGAAAUUGCAAAUAAUCACCGUAAGCCUUUAGUUAUUAUUGCUGAAGAUGUUGAUGGAGAGGCCCUCAGUACCCUUGUAUUAAACAGAUUGAAGGUUGGCCUCCAGGUUGUUGCAGUGAAAGCACCAGGUUUUGGUGACAAUAGAAAAAAUCAGCUUAAAGAUAUGGCAGUUGCUACUGGUGGUGCUGUGUUUGGGGAAGAAGGCUUGACCUUAAACCUAGAAGAUAUUCAGCCUCAUGACUUCGGUAAAGUAGGAGAAGUCAUUGUGACAAAAGAUGAUUGCUUGCUACUUAAAGGAAAAGGUGAUAAAACUCAAAUUGAAAAACGCAUUCAGGAAAUAGUUGAACAAUUGGAAGUUACAACAAGUGAAUAUGAGAAGGAGAAGCUGAAUGAACGCCUGGCAAAACUUUCUGAUGGAGUAGCAGUACUGAAGGUUGGAGGAACAAGUGAUGUUGAGGUGAAUGAGAAGAAAGAUAGAGUCACUGAUGCCCUCAAUGCCACCCGUGCUGCUGUAGAGGAAGGCAUUGUUCUCGGAGGUGGCUGUGCAUUGCUUCGGUGCAUUCCAGCACUAGAUGCUUUGACUGCAGUCAAUGAAGAUCAGAAAACUGGCAUAGAUAUUGUCAAGAGAACACUGAAAAUUCCAGCAAUGACUAUUGCUAAAAAUGCAGGUGUUGAAGGAUCUCUGAUAGUUGAAAAAAUCAUGCAGAGUCCACCUGAUAUUGGCUAUGAUGCCAUGCUUGGUGACUUUGUAAAUAUGGUAGAGAAAGGCAUCAUUGAUCCAACAAAGGUUGUAAGAACAGCCUUGAUGGACGCAGCAGGUGUUGCUUCCCUUCUGUCUACAGCUGAAGCAGUAGUAACUGAAAUUCCCAAAGAGGAGAAGGAAGCUGCCAUGGGUGGAAUGGGCGGUGGAAUGGGAGGUGGCAUGUUCUAAUGCUCUGCUACAUGGAUGUGCAUCAUGGAACUACAGUGAGUGACUUGAGUUUUAAGUAAACAUCAGGUCAGAGCGAGAUAGGAUGGAUAGUGACUGCAGAAGAGCCAGUGUUUGAAGAAUCACUGUAACAUUAGUUACUGGAUUUCAAUUGAGAUACAUAUAAUCGUUUACAGUCAUUGUCCAUGCCUACAGAUAAUUUAUUUUGUACUUUAUGAAUAAAGACAUUUGUACAUUCCUGAUACUGGGUGCAAGUACCAGUGCUGUGCUCUAAACUUUAAAUCAGUUGACGCACUUGCAAUUCUCUUAAAUCAGACUUUUAUUGGUGCUUGCUAUCACUAGGAAAUGCAGAAGCCAUGGUGUGCAAGUCUAAAUAAAAAUUGUGUACAAAGUAGACAAAUAUACAAUUAUGUGACAACUUUAUGUAAUAAAAGAUUGCUCAAAAAUA